This is a messenger RNA of Rodentolepis nana, 588 nucleotides long. NCBI's taxonomy places the organism in Eukaryota, Metazoa, Platyhelminthes, Cestoda, Cyclophyllidea, Hymenolepididae. The record is from the annotation of a GenBank genome assembly.
AUGGGCACGCCACCAUUGAAUUCUUAUGCAAGUUUGAGAGUUCGUUUUCAAUUGAGAUCCGACGAAACAGUUGGCAAAUCUUUCCCAUCACUUCAAGAGCAAUUACUGCUAGAACAACAGCAGCUUCAAAACAAUGAACCCUAUCCCAGUGACUUGUUUGAUGACUACGCGCCCGGAAGGACAGAAUCGUCACAAUCUCCCGAUCGCAAUGCCUGGAGAUUUAGCAUUAUUUUUAUCAUCCUCUGCGCAUUUUUCCUCAUCCUCCUCCUCAUUAUGGCCAUUCUUCUCCUUGCUAUUUUUACCAGACGGACGCUGUUACUACCCUCUUUAAAUGCCCAUUGUCCAACUAGAAUCCCUAUUGUCACCACUGCAAGUGCGCCUAUAACCUUCCGGCAUGCUCCCUCAGCACUUCUAGUGUCCCCAUUGCACCAUCAUCAAAAUCAUAACUAUCAAAGGUGUGGUAGUUCCCCAACACUUCCAACCGCCGCAUCGACUUCUUGUCACACUCUACCAUACAACUAUCACCAAAGGCACUCUGGAAUUCGUGCCUCCGGGGAUGAUUUGUCCCUUGAUUCGAGUGCUGUGUGA